AUUGGUGAAGCUCUAGAGAAGAUUAGGGACAGUGUGAAGUUUGUAAAAGGUUCAGAGUCUAGGGAAAAGAUGUUUGAAGCUUGUGUGGAAACCGUUGGGAUUCAGAAUAAGAACAAUGCUAGUCUUAUUUUGGAUGUGGCAACGAGGUGGAACUCGACAUUCUUAAUGUUGUCUAGAGCUAUUGACUUUAAGGAUGCAUUGCGUAAUCUCUCUGAAGUUGAGCCAAGCUACAAGUGUUUUCCUUCAGAUUUGGAAUGGUCAAGAGGAGCACUCAUCAGUGAGUUCUUGUCUCCAUUUUCUGAGAUGACAAACCUGAUUUCAGGCUCCUCUUACCCUACUGCGAACUUGUAUUUUAUGCAAGUGUGGAAAAUAGAGAGUUGCCUGAGACAUCAUGCGACUUCAGAAGAUGAUACAAUACGUGAGAUGGUGAAGAUCAUGAAGCUAAAAUUCGACAAGUACUGGGAUGACUACAGUGAUAUACUUGCAAUUGCUGCAGUCUUGGAUCCAAGGUUGAAGUUCAAGUGCUUAGAGUAUUGUUAUACCACUCUAAACCCGUCAACAAGCAAGGCUAAGAUGGAUCAUAUCCGUAAGAAGAUGGAGAAGCUAUUUGGAGUGUAUAAGAAGAGUACUAAGACCAGUACUGCAACCACUUCAGAAACCACAAUGGAGAAUAGUCUUCCUGCUGGUUAUGGGGGGUUUUAUGCAUUCAUUACUCAAAAUGCAGGAGAAGGAAAAUCAGCUUUAGACGUUUACUUGGCUGAACCGGCCAUGGAUAUGGUUGCCUUUCCGCAACUAGAUGUCUUGGAAUAUUGGAAAAACAAUAAAGCUCGGUUUAAGGAGUUGUCUCGUAUGGCGUGUGAUGUUCUUUGUAUCCCCAUUACAACUGUAUCUUCAUAGUCUUCUUUUAGUGCUGGAAGCCGGGUCCUUACCAAGUACAGGAGCCGACUACUACCAUCCAAUGUACAAGCUCUCAUCUGUACAAGAAACUGGCUACGCGGCUUUGAACCGAUG
Molecule: messenger RNA, 1011 nt
Organism: Brassica oleracea var. oleracea
Lineage: Eukaryota; Viridiplantae; Streptophyta; Magnoliopsida; Brassicales; Brassicaceae
Product: zinc finger BED domain-containing protein DAYSLEEPER-like
Exons: 2
Coding region: 70-897 (275 amino acids)
Molecular function (GO): DNA binding; protein dimerization activity
Source: RefSeq, a predicted model, not a curated record